This is a messenger RNA of Aphidius gifuensis, 656 nucleotides long. RefSeq lists its product as uncharacterized. The coding region runs from base 4 to 363 and encodes 119 amino acids. NCBI's taxonomy places the organism in Eukaryota, Metazoa, Arthropoda, Insecta, Hymenoptera, Braconidae. The record is from RefSeq and is a predicted model, not a curated record. The transcript is spliced from 6 exons.
CACAUGGUGCCAGGAACAGAGGACGCAAAUGUAUCGAGAAAAAGAAAGAUAAGUGAAACUGAACUUGAUGAUAAAAACGAAUCAUCAGAAAUCUUAAAUGUCGAACUUCUAACAGGGCCAACACUUACUGAUGGAAAAGAAAAAAAUGAAUAUGUGACUAAAGCUGAUUUGAAAGCCUUUGCAGCUGAUAUUAUUCAUUUCUUUAAUAAAAAUGAAUCUUCAAAAAAACCAAAACAUUCAGAGACUACAGAAGAAUCAGUUGAUUGUUUUGAAAAAGCGACAAAAUCUUCUAAUAAAAAAUCACAAAUAAAAAUUCUGACGGCAGGUGAAAAUAAAAUCGAAAUUCCUUAUGAUCAGUGGUAGGAUGCGAAAUCAAAAUUAACUUUCACAGCUAUGGGGUGGGCCCUUGUAAGAGCUUCAUUUGAAGAAAAAGUUUUAUUAGAAAGCAAUUACAAAGAAGGCUCAUCAAAAAACAAAAGUAACAAAGAAAAAUUUAAGAAGUUGAACGAGACCACCCUUCAUGUUAUAACAGAAAAUGUUAGACAACGAUUUGAAAAAUCUUUCAAUUAUGCACAGUUUGGAUCUUAUAUAAAUACAAGAUUAUCACAAUUCAGAAAACAAAGAGAUUCAAAGACUGAAGACAAUACUGAACCAAC